GGUGGGCGGAGAAGGUGGUGUUGGAAUCGAGGCGUACAGGAGGCGCAAGAGGCGGCGGGUAAUCUGAUGAAUAGAAUGGCGGCGGAGGCCAGAGCCCCGCGCGCCCAGGCGGAAGAGGCUAUCGUCGCUGGCGCGGAGAGUGAGCCGCAGGGGUGGCUGCGGUCAUUGGCAGCCAGGCACCAGCAGCAGAUUCUAUUGUCUCUCACUCUACAUUAAGCGCCUUCAUUUUUUUUUUUUUUUUUUUUUUCUGUACUGGGGGGGGGGGGAGGAUUGCAUCCUUCUUCCCACCUGUCUCUUUCCUCAUCCUCUGCUCCCUUCUUUUCUCCUCCUCCUCCUCCGCUUCUGACGCCCUUCCCUUGAUGUCCUCCUUCUCCUGCUGUCUUCUGUAGUCCUGCGCUAGCGGAGUUUCUGAAUAGCGCUCUCGCCGAAGAAAAAUCGCUCCUGGAUUGAAUUGGAAUUGGAGAUGACGUCAACAGCGAGAGCGACAGCAGCCCAGGCGGGUGGGGGAGAGAGCCAUGCGGAGUACGGGCGCGAGGAGAGAGCAGGAGAGGUGGUGACUGCGCGCGCUCCGAGCGAUUCAAGAGACCCGAGCGAUGCGCCCCUGAGCGCGGGACAAAGCCAAUUCCUUGUAUUGAGGGCGGCGGCGGCGGCGGCGGUAACGAGCGGAGGCGGGCGAGAAGGAAGGGUCAUGGAGGAGGAGAGGGAGAACGACCAUGGUGGGCAGCAGGGCGGCUUUACUCUCUCCUCACGCGUUGGUGAGGCUGAUGGUCAACGAGGAGAGGGAGAAGUGGGGGAAGGAGAAGAUGGUCUCACCUCCUUUAUGGCGCCGGAUCGGGAUCGGGAUCGGGAUGAAGGUUACGACGGUUAUAUCAUGACGGAGGAUGAAGAAGAAGAAGAGGACAACGACGACGACGACGACAACGAUGGCGAUGGCGAUGGCGAUGACGAGCAAAGGCCGCCGCGGUUAUUGACGAGAAGGCGGAGGAAGAAGACGCCGAGCGGGACCAUUUAUGAGGCAGCACGUGCGGGGGAUCUCGAAAGGCUGAGAGAACUGAUUGAACACGGGGUCGAUUUGAAUGCCCGUGACCGUUGGGAUUCCGUCCCGUUGUAUUACGCCUGUCUGGCGGGACAUGAGGAUGCCACGUGUCUGCUGCUUGAGGCGGGAGCGCUCUGUGACGAGUACACUUUCGACGGUGAUCGCUGUCAUUACGCCGCUUUGAAUCUUCGGAUCCGCGGGAUCUUGAAGUCGUAUGAAGCGCGGCCUCCUCCGCUAGAUCCGCUGGCGCGCAACCUGAGGGAGUGUUUCAAUGCGGAGGGAUGGUGGGGGGAUCUAGAGAUCCACGUGGCGGGGCAGCGGAUCAUCGUGCACAAAGCGCUGCUGGCGGCGCGGUCGCCGUUUUUUCGGAAGAUGUUGCGCGUGCGAUGGCGCGGCAGGUCCGAAGUUCGGCUCUCGUCGCCGCGCCUCAAGUACUCUGCCUUUCACGCGUUGCUGCAGUUCUUCUACACUGAUCGAUUGGAUGUGGCUGUGGAAGACAUGGAACCCCUUGCGAGAAUAUGCAAGGCGUGCAAGUGCGCGGGGCUUGGGAGAGCUGUGGAGAAGGAGAUGGUGCACUCGCGCUACGCGGAGUACAAAUCCGUGCGCCGCAUCGACACGAAGCCGAAGCGGUUCAUUCUGCAGGCGUCAUCGCUGGCGCUGGAGGAUCGGCUCGGCGCGCAGUUGAGCGCGCUGAAUCGGGGGGGGGGUAGCGUCGGGAUUCCCGCGAGUGAAGAUCUGGAGAAGACGAGAGAGGGAGGGGGUGUAAGGGGAGUGGAUGGGGACGGGCAGGAGAAGGAGACGCAUGGCGAGCAGCGUCCCGACGAGGAGAGGAGGUCGGGAGAGGGAGAAGCCGCGGUCCCGACAGCGGAAGGAUUGGCUAGCGAAGCGAUGAAGCGCGGCAGCGGCGGCAGCAGCAGCAGCAGCAGUGAUUGGAGUGGAAAAGUCGGUCCCAAAGAAGUAAGGGGUGCUCACCGGCUCUGGUGGAAGAGGGAGCCGUGUGAGAGGAGAAGUGAAUGGAAGGACGGCGAUGGCGGAAAAGAAGAAGAAGAGGAAGAAGAAGAAGAAGAAGAAGAAGAUUACGCGGAUGUGUGUAUGGUGGUUGAUGAUGGGAGGGGGAGGUUCCGCUGCCAUCGGUUUAUUCUGGCAGCGCGGUCGGAGUACUUCAAGGUGUUGUUGGGGGGGAUGGAGGGCUUUCUAGAGGGCUCGGCGGCUAUGGCGGCCGGUGCGGUUGUCUCUGAGCGCGAGGGGAGAGCUCAUUGUCUUCCAGAAGUGAAUGUGGCGGGUGUUGCUGUUGACGUCUUCGAAAUUAUCCUGCAAUUCGUGUACUUGGACAGAGUUGAGCACAUCACCGAAGAUCUGGUGGAAGAGGUUUUCGACGCCGCACAGCGAUACCUGCUUUUUCCUCUGAAGAGAGCUGCUGCAGAUGCACUCAUUCCUCACCUGGAGUCGGCUUCACCGAGAGAGAUCUGUGGCUGGCUGCUUUUGGCAGACGAAUACAAUGUAUCGAAGUUGAGAGAGUAUUGCCUUCACGUCAUAGUAUUGAAUUUUGAAGCGUUUGCUGCUAAUGAAGAUUUUCGGCGGAUGGUUCGAUCCCUUCCACCGCUCCCACCUUCCGAGCCAAGCACAAGUGCAAGCAGAGGGUUGUCUCCACAUAGAGGUGAUGAUGUUGCUGUGCAGGUUCCACGUGGAGUGUUCGUGAUGGAUGAUGACAUUGGAGAACCCGAGAGUGAAGCUAACCUGCUUGAAGACUUGCGGGAGAAGUGGCUAGAGGUGGAGGGAGGAGAGGGAGAGGAGAGAGAUAUUACGGCUGCCUCCUUUGAUGAAAUGAUUGAAGCAUGGCGAGCAAUGGAUGAGGUUUCUUAAGCUAAGUCUUGUAACAUGUCAUCGACCGUUUGUGGGGGGGGGGG
This is a messenger RNA of Chara braunii, 2943 nucleotides long. Lineage: Eukaryota; Viridiplantae; Streptophyta; Charophyceae; Charales; Characeae. The record is from the annotation of a GenBank genome assembly.